AUGUCUUUAAAACUUGGUGAUGAAUUUCCAAAUUUUCAUUUAAAAACAUCAGCUGGUGACUUUCAAUUCCACGAAUGGCUUGGAAAUCAAUGGGGAAUAUUGUUUUCUCAUCCAGCUGAUUAUACACCAGUCUGUACGACUGAAUUGUCACGAGCAGCUAAAUUAGCACCAGAAUUUGCAAAAAGAAACACAAAAUUAAUAGGGUUAUCUUGUGACACCGUCGAAAAUCAUCAUGGAUGGAUUAAAGAUUUGCAAUCCUAUGCUGGUAGUGUUUGUUCUGAUGGAGCCUGUAAAACCGUUUCAAGUGGUGAAUUUGCAUUUCCAAUCAUUGAUGAUAGCGAUAGGAAAUUGGCUAAACAACUUGGAAUGAUCGAUCCUGACGAAUUCGAUACAAAAGGCUUACCAUUAACUGCACGUGCUGUAUUUUUCAUUGGACUUGAUAAAAAAGUCAAAGCAAGCUUACUUUAUCCAGCAACAACUGGAAGAAACUUCGAUGAGAUUCUUCGUUUACUUGAUUCUCUUCAACUAUCAGCUCGUUUACCAAUAGCAACACCAGUAGACUGGAAGGUUGGCGACAAAGUUAUGGUUCCACCUAGUGUUAAGGAUGAAGAUGUUCAAAAGUAUUUUCCACAAGGAGUUCAAAUAAAAAAUGAUCUGCCAAGUGGAAAAUCAUACAUUCGUAUGGCUCAAGUUUAA
Messenger RNA from Rotaria socialis, 696 nucleotides. The record is from the annotation of a GenBank genome assembly. NCBI's taxonomy places the organism in Eukaryota, Metazoa, Rotifera, Eurotatoria, Philodinida, Philodinidae.